Molecule: messenger RNA, 163 nt
Organism: Nezara viridula (southern green stink bug)
Lineage: Eukaryota; Metazoa; Arthropoda; Insecta; Hemiptera; Pentatomidae
Source: the annotation of a GenBank genome assembly
AUGAUAACCAGUUUUGAUAAACAUGUGGAUCAAAAUAUCUCAGAAACUAAAAAUCGGACCAGCAUAAUCUGUUGGAGUGAGAUGUAUCAUGCCUACGUUCCUCCAGGCUCAAUUAAUGAAAGUUAACCGGAAUCGACUACCAUCGCUCUUUGUCUUUCGUUGA